GCUUUUUUGCUUGUGAUUGGUAUAGUAGGUGUGAUGGUGGCAGUGAUUCCUUGGAUUGCAAUACCCGUGAUUCCCCUUGGCAUCGCUUUCUUUUUUCUCCAGCGAUAUUUCUCAGCAACUUCACGAGAUGUUAAACGCCUGGAAUGUGCAACACGGAGCUCGGUAUUUUCCCACUUAGCAUCUUCUCUCCUGGGACUCUGGACCAUCCGGGCGUACAAAGCUGAACAGAGUUUUCAGGAGCUGUUUGAUGCACACCAGGACUUGCAUUCAGAGGCUUGGUUCCUGCUUUUGAUGACAUCCCGAUGGCUUGCUGUGUAUCUAGAUGUCAUCUGUGCCAUCUUCGUCACUGUUGUUGCCUUUGUGUCCCUGAUUCUUGCAGAUGCUUUGACUCCCGGGCAGGUUGGCCUGGUCCUGUCUCUUGCCCUCACACUCACGGGGAUGUUCCAGUGGUGCGUCAGGCAAAGGACCGAAGUUGAGAACCUGAUGAUUUCAGUGGAAAGAGUGAUGGGAUAUUUAGACCUUGAGAAAGAAGCUCCCUGGGAAUACAAAGAUCGUCCCCCACCACCCUGGACUAAUGAAGGAAGGAUUCAUUUUUACACUGUUAACUUCAGGUACACUUCAGAUGCGCCUCUGGUAUUGAAGAACCUGUCCGCAGUCAUUGAAUCAACAAAAAAGGUUGGCAUUGUGGGAAGAACAGGAGCUGGGAAAAGUUCUAUUUUUUCUGCAGUUUUUCGAUUGUCAGAAUUCGAAGGCUCACUUUCGGUUGAUAGUUGUUGGAUACAACCAGCUGGACUUCACAAUUUAAGGAAGAAAAUGUCAAUCAUACUACAGGAACCUGUUUUAUUCAUGGGAACAAUGAGGAAAAAUCUGGAUCCUUUUAAUGAACAUACAGAUAAGGAACUGUGGAAUGCCUUAGAAGAGGUACAACUUAAAGAAACCAUAGAAGGUCUUCCUGGUAAAAUGGAUACUGCCUUAGCAGAAACAGGAUCAAAUUUGAGUGUUGGACAGAGACAACUGGUGUGUCUUGCCAGGGUUAUUCUCAAGAAAAAUCAGAUGUUGAUUAUUGACAAAGCCACAUCGAAUGUGGAUCCAAGAACUGAUGAGUUAAUAAAAAAAGCAAUCCAUAAGAAAUUUGCCCAGUGCACUGUGGUAACCAUCACACACAGAUUGAGCACCAUUAUUGACAGUGACAUGAUAAUGGAUGUGUUGAAGGUCAGUGGCUAA
Messenger RNA from Capra hircus (goat), 1224 nucleotides. Its product is annotated as multidrug resistance-associated protein 4-like. The record is from RefSeq and is a predicted model, not a curated record. Gene Ontology annotation, cellular component: plasma membrane. NCBI's taxonomy places the organism in Eukaryota, Metazoa, Chordata, Mammalia, Artiodactyla, Bovidae. Gene Ontology annotation, biological process: transmembrane transport. Gene Ontology annotation, molecular function: ATP hydrolysis activity; ABC-type transporter activity; ATP binding.